Molecule: messenger RNA, 3852 nt
Organism: Echinops telfairi (small Madagascar hedgehog)
Lineage: Eukaryota; Metazoa; Chordata; Mammalia; Afrosoricida; Tenrecidae
Gene: HAUS6
Product: HAUS augmin like complex subunit 6
Exons: 17
Coding region: 234-3101 (955 amino acids)
Biological process (GO): spindle assembly
Cellular component (GO): HAUS complex; mitotic spindle microtubule
Molecular function (GO): microtubule binding
Source: RefSeq, a predicted model, not a curated record
GGAAGCGCGGGAGUCUCGAUUUGUGCGGCUUCGCCGAGACACCUGUGGAUGCGCUCCCUCCCGGUAGAGGCUUCGUUCCCCGCAGCCAUUACGGCCUUCGCAGGCGAAAUGGCUCCGGGUGGCAAUGGAGGGGCCGCCGCACGCAGAGGCUGCCCGUAGGCGGAGACCUUACCGCCCUUGGAGUCGCUGGGGCCUGCCCUUUCUUCUUCCCCGUCACCCUGCCCGCCACGAGAAUGAGCUCGGCCGGGGUCCCCUCCUUCGAGAAGGAGCAUUUCUGGAUGUAUCUGCAGGCGCUCGGCUUCGAGCCGGGCCCGGCGACCAUUGCCUCAGGAAAAAUUGUGUCGCUCACGCACUUCGGACCGAAUAUGUUUGAUAAGCUGAACCGUGAUGCCUUUCACAUAGUUUCCUAUUUCUUGUUUCAAACGCUGGACCAGUCUCUUACCAAAGAACUUUUCAAAUUUUGUUGGCCUCCAUUUGACCACAAACGUGAUGCGGAAUACCGGAAACAUUGUUGCGAGUGGUUAAAGAAAAUUUCUGCUGAGUGUGGAGGUAGCUUCCCUCAAGUUGUCGGUUCCCUGUUUAUGUCUCCUGGUGGUCCGAAGUUUGUCCAUCUGAUGUAUCACUUUGCAAAAUACGUGGCAAUAAAAUAUGUUAAAACUUGUUCUAAAAUUGCAGAUUCUCAGGUAUACUUUACGGAUACAUUUAAUGUGAAGCAACAAAAUUUGCACAAAUGCAUUGCCAGAUGUCAUAUAGCCCGUAACAGAUUUUUCCAAAUUUUGCAAAGACAGGAUUGUGUGACCCGAAAAUAUCAAGAAAACGCACAAUUGUCUGUUAAGCGAUUACGAGAAUUGAGAGCAGAAUGUGUAGUACUGCAAAACCACCUUAAAAAAAUGGAACCCUAUGAGGACCAAAGUAAUCUACAAGAGAAAGUUCAAAAGGUUCGGUCAUUGUGGGCCUUAGUGAAUGAAAUGAUCGUGUUUUUGGAAAGAGAGAGAGAAGUGGUUGGUUCGGUUCUUAACCUUGUUAACCAGUACUCUUUAGAUGGAACUGAUAUGUCCGUUAGUAUCCCAAGGCUUUUACUCGAUACAAUUGAAAAGCAAGUGUGUCAGUUGCACAUAGGAAAUGUCUAUGAGGCUGGGAAGUUGAACCUCUUAACGAUUAUUCAGUUAUUAAAUGAAGUAUUGAAAAUAAUGAAAUCUGAACAGUGUCAGGCUGAUCAAGCAAGACUAUCAAUAGAUGUUCACUACCUUGAAAAUGAGACCAAAUUUCAGAGAAAAAGAUUAUCAGAUCUGAAGCAAACAAGGUGUAAAAUAAAAGAGAAUCUCACGACCAUAAGACAGUCUAUUCUUGAGAAACAAGGAGACUGGCAUAAAAAGUGGAAAGAAUUUCUUGGUCUGUCUCCUUUCAAUCUGAUUACAAGCGUUACCCCAGCUGUGGAUCUUUUGCCACCCAUGUCUCCCUUGUCCUUUGAUCCUGCCUCAGAAGAAGCCUAUGCAACGAGUAUUCUUUUUAAGUAUCCUGCUUCACUUCCAGAUACACCUAAGCAAUGUAAACAAGAAAAUGAUUCCAGAAGAGAGAGUGAUACUUGGAGAGCUGUAAAUGAGGUAGCCCAGAGCCCCGCCUUCUUUCUGUGGCAGCCAGCUUCAUUGUCAGAUAGAAACAGUGUUAAGCAUCUUGAAAAGGAUAUGAAGAUGAGGCCUUCAUUAAUGACAGAGGGAACAAUCAGUAAGAAAACACGAGAAUCUGCAGUGGAAGACUCCCCGUCCACAGAUGCUGCAAAGGACGCAGGGAGGAGUGCGGCUGGGGGGUGUCUGCCAGCCAGAAGAAGCGAUCCAUUCCAAAAAGAGCAAGAUCAUUUGGUAGACGAGGUUGCUAGGGCAGUUUUAUCUGAUUCGCCAAAACUUUCUGAAGGAAAGGAAGUAAAACUGGAGGAAUUAAUUGACUCUCUGGUUUCUAACCCAUUCUUAACAAGGAAGCAAAUUCCCCGAACUCCAGAAACGCUGAUAAGUGAAAUUAGAAGCUCAUGGAGAAAAGCUGUUGAAAUAGAAGAUGACAGAAGGUCAGAACCAGUUCAGAUGGAUAUUGAGCACAGAGAAAUUUUGCCAGAAUCCUUCCCUGUGUUGCACGAUCAAACAGAAUUUAGCAUGGCCAGUUUUCUCUCAACAACUGCUGCAUCGGAUUUUAGCCCAUCUCAUUUGCCUGAAAAAAAAGUUGUUUCGGAUUGCUUCAAACACGUGUCUGAGAAACACAUGGCAGCCAGCCAGGCAGGUGACCCUGAAACACAGAGUCAGUCAGCUUUGUUAAAUAAGAACAAAAGUUGCGAGCAAGAUUUGGAAGAUAUAGCUUUACAGACCCAGCUUUCAGAAGCGUGUCAAACAGAGGCGUUCUCCCCCGCGCUGCACAGCAGGCUAAGUGUGCUGCUGCGAGGCAGCAAAGAGGAGCAUGCUGAAACACCAGACCACCUGCAAACUUCUUAUAAAGAACCUUCCAUGCAAAAAACGGCAUUAUGGAACUCUUUUCAGGUAUCAAGUGGAUUUAGUUCAAAGAGUUUUGAGGAUACUGGUUUUGGCAUAUUACACGAAACUCUUCCAGGAGAAGUUGGUCACCUAAGUCUCAAUAGCUCCAAUAAUACAGAGUUCAAUUUUGAGCUGCAGCCAAAUAGUCCUGUGCCCAGUGGUCUUUGUCUAGAAGAUGUGGGAGAAAUAUAUACUACUCCAAGAUCAGACUUCAGUUUUCAGGCCCUUUGCAGUCGAUAUGAGGCUCUGAAAAAGUCUCUUUCUAAGAAAAAGGAAGAAUCUGAUCUUUCUAUACCUGGAACUCUUGAAAGACACAAACCAGAAUUGCGUCUUGCUCCUAAUAACAAGCAAACAGACAAAAUGUUUUUGGACACUCAUCACUCACACGUGGACUCUCCAAAACCAUCUGUAUGCAUGGCCCUUGGUGAAAGGAAGCGGUCUCUUUCACCUCUAAUUAAGUUUUCUCCAGAGGAGCCAAGAAUCAGGACUGCGAUACCAUGUAGUCUUGGAGAGCUUCUACCUAAUUUAAAAGAAGAAGAAAUUGAGAGAAAGAACCCUGAUGCAGAAAAGCUCCCGCUGAAUUGAAAAGAUGAAACAAUUGAACUCAGGUGCACUUAGUUUGAAGUUAUGCCACAGACUGGAAACUUAGGUGUACAUUGGGAAUGUGACCCUUUUUUUCAAAGCCUAAAGGAUCUUAAAUGUCUUUUCCCCUCCUGUAAUAUUUUUAGAUAAGGAAAGCAUGCUUAGAUCGUCUCCAUUUAUAGUGGGAACAUGGGGUUGACAUGUUAGUGUUUGGAAAGCCAAGGAGAGUUGUGUGGAGACAUUGUGAGAUUUUGAGUUAUGUAAGCAUUGAGUAAAUGGCUACAGUUGUACUUUGUUAAAAUCUCAGUUUAUUAAACAUAAGGAUGAGCGGUUUUUUAUGUCCUCUCCUUAAGUGGUUAGUGUAAUAGCCAAUGAUCUUUCCUUUUAGAGAAAUAUGUAACUUGUUUCUUUAUGGAACAUUCUGGUACUAACAGAAAAUAAGAAAAGUGUAGUGUAGUCAAGAGAAGAAACUUACUUGUGAGUGGAAAGCUCUAAAGGGCUUCGUGCUUAGUGAAGGGGAUGGAUUCUGAGAAGUGAUGCUCGAUGGACAAAGUGCAUGUGAUGAUAGUGAAGCUGGCUAGAGGAUAGAUACAGCAAGAAAAAGGAAAAUGGGGUGAUGACGACACUUUUAAUGAACACUUAUAAAUCCAUUCAGUGGGUUAUACGAUAGGUUUAUAUUUGGUCUAAUUUAGACUUUUGAUAAUUUAAUCUGUUUUAUAUUUUAACAGAAAAAUAAAAUAAUUACUAGUUUGUG